This is a messenger RNA of Exophiala dermatitidis NIH/UT8656, 2463 nucleotides long. RefSeq lists its product as uncharacterized. The record is from RefSeq and is a predicted model, not a curated record. Gene Ontology annotation, biological process: positive regulation of transcription by RNA polymerase II. The transcript has a single exon. Gene Ontology annotation, molecular function: zinc ion binding; DNA-binding transcription factor activity, RNA polymerase II-specific; transcription cis-regulatory region binding. The coding region runs from base 1 to 2463 and encodes 820 amino acids. Gene Ontology annotation, cellular component: nucleus. NCBI's taxonomy places the organism in Eukaryota, Fungi, Ascomycota, Eurotiomycetes, Chaetothyriales, Herpotrichiellaceae.
AUGUCGCUGCCUUCCGUUACAGCUCAGAGCUCGCCGACCUCAGAUGUCAAUGCUCCACGGAAGAGGAGGAAACGAGCCUCGGCGCAGGGCGCUGCUGAUGAUUGCUUUACCUGCGCCACGCGGAACCUCGAGUGUGAUCGAGGGAGACCGUACUGUUCCCGAUGUCUCGCAGAUGGGAGAGACUGUUCGGGCUACAAGACCCAGUUGACGUGGGGCAACGGCGUGGCCAGUCGAGGCAAGCUGCGCGGUCUGUCCCUGCCCAUCGCCGGUGCACAGAAGUUGGCCACACCUAACAUGACGGCAAAGCCGAAGAGGAAACUUUCACAGCAGCCACGCACCACGCAGUCUCCGCCCGGCAAACAGCAUCAGACGCCCUCGGGUCAGCAGAAUUCGUGCUCGCCUCCUAUCGUCCAACACGGACGUUCAGCAGCAUUUGCCAAUCCUCCCUUCGGCUCAGCCAACGGUCAGUUUCCCAGCGUUGUACCAUUUAGUACCACAUCCUGGACACAGCCAAUCGCACCAAUAUCGUCCAACCCAGUCGCGACCGUGGCUGAGCCAACGCACCAGUCGUACACCCAGGGACCCUCAAAUCCUCCCCUAUCGUCACCCCUUGGUGGAUUCAAUCGUCGGCCGGGCCGUGACCCAGGUCGGCCUUAUCGGGAGACAGAGCGUUUGCCGCUUACGGCUCACCCAUAUCCUUCUCCGCAGUCGGCCUAUCUUGGGUGUGUCCUUGGCCCUGGCCCAGAAGACACGUCGUCUGCUGUUUAUCCUUCUUUCCCUUCUCCAUAUGGUGAUGUUCUUUCUGGAGAACCCCAGCAUGUGGUUCGUCCAAAAGGUAAUGCGCCAUUGACCCAGUCGCUGCCCCAUCAAACAUUGACCGCCGAAUUUGAAGAAGAUGUGGAAGAAGUUAGACGCGAUCACGCCGAUGCAGGCUUGGCUGAGACCGAGGAUGGCUCUACGUUCGGCCUCGGUAUUGCUCCAUUCAACUACAGUCUGACGCAGUCUCCGCUGCUACGUAUGGGUGCUAUAGGAGCUACGCCCCGAAUGCAGUACCUCAUCAGGUACUACGUCGAGGUAAUCUCUCCGGUGAUAGUUGCAUUCGAUGGGCCCUCAAAUCCAUACAAGACCCAAAUUCUACGACUUGCGUCGAGAAGUGAAACACUCCAGCAUGCCAUAUCUGCCUUGUCCGCCAGCAAUUUGCGUCAACGCAGAGAGACUGGGGCGUUAUCCACAGGUAAAACCGACCCCACGAGGAGAUCUUCAAUGGCACAUUUGACAAUGACGAAUGGACUGUUGGACGACAUGUCGGCAGAGGAACAAGCACGGGAAGAGUCGAUCCACAAGGCAAUCGCUAUUCAGUCAUUGAACAAGCAGCUUGCGGAUCCUCUUCAGCGCAAGGACGAUGCCAUCCUAGCCACGCUCUUGAUCUUGUGUUUGUUUCAUAUCUGCGACUCAGGCAUCGCCAAAUUCCAGACGCAAUUUGCCGGCGUUAAGAAGCUUCUCGGCCUUCGGAGAAAUGACCCGGGCUUGAACACGAAGGAGACUAAAUGGUUCACGAGGAUGUUUACAUGGUUUGACGCAAUGACUGCAACCGUCAACGACCGCGAAGGCCAACUUCGAGGACACCAUGUAGAUGUCUCCGCCAGUCCGGAUGAAGAGUGGGCAUUGGAGAACCUUGCAGGAUGUGAUGGCCAGUUGUUCAAAACCAUUGCCAGACUCGGACGGUUGAAUGUUUUGAGCCAGGGUAAGCCCGUCAAGGAGACGGUUGCUCUUGUCACUCGGCCAUUGCCACCCAUGCCUGCGGAGCUGAAUAUGGAUUACAGCAACUUUGACGGAAAUGGGUUCAUGCAGCUGCUCGAGGAUGAGGAGCUGUACAGGAUCCGGAGCGCGGAUCAGGAUGUUAAAGCUCAAUUUUGGCGUGAAUGGCGAGAGAUUCGUCAAGUACUACAACUGUGGGAGUUCGACUCAACAGCUUUGGGCUCCUCUCGCCCGGACGCUCCGAGCCUAACUGGGGACCAAAGAAUUGACCUUUACAACAUCUCCGAGUCUUUCCGAUACGCCGCCCUGCUCUAUACAGAACGCCUGGCAAAACCGACGGUCUCCAGCACCGAACCUGCCAUUAGGUCUCUGGUGCAGAAGUGCCUAGGAUACAUCAAGGCCGUCAAAUCGGACGUCUAUCUGCUGUGGCCCCUCUUCAUAACGGGUAGUGAAUGCGUGGAUGGUGAAGACCGGGGUGUUAUCCGUCAGAGGUGUUUGGAUAUCCAGAAAGACAGCGGGUUCCUCAAUAACAAGAGCUGCCUCGAGCUCUUAGAAAAGGUCUGGCAACGCAGCGACAAGAAACAAAGACGGUUCAAGGAUCGAGCUGCGUUGAAUAUUGAGAACAACGUUGCAGAAGAUGCUGGGUUGAGAUUCAGGACUGUUAUGAAGCUGGAGGGAAAUCGGGGCGAGUAUAUCGUUGUGUGA